CAGUUGGUGACCUGGCCUGAACCUAGGAGAAAGUGGAGAGGACUUUGGAUCUUUUAAAUGUAUCACUCAACCAACUGAACCCAGUGCAUUCAUUCUCUCGGGAAAAAUAAGUUGCCUACAGCGAAGCACUAGAAAGAGGGGCAAGAGAGACCUAGCCACUGGGAGAGCAAACACAUUUAUGUUUUAGCAGCAUGAGUUCAACGACUUCAGCAGGCCCCAUGGCCAAUUCUGUGUUUGUGGUGGCACCACACCACGGGUAUCCUGUGGCCCCGGGGGGCAUGCCUCAGGUGCCCCUGUAUCCACGCAGCCAGCCCCAAGUCCACCUAAUUCCUGGGAACCCACCUGGUUUGGAGAGAGCUGUGUGUGUGCAACCUGCCCAGAGAGCCUUGAAAGAGGGCAAAACCUUAGGGGCCAUCCAGAUCCUAAUCGGCCUGCUACACAUCGGCCUCGGCAGUGUCAUGGGAACCUUGCUUCACGUGUACUACUAUGUACCUGUCUCAUUCUACGGAGGCUUUCCUUUCUGGGGAGGCAUCUGGUUCAUCAUUUCAGGAUCCCUCUCAGUAUCAGCAGAAAAUCAACCAAGGUCUACCUGCCUGCUGAAUGGCAGCUUGGGCUUGAACAUCAUCAGUGCAAUCUGUUCUGUGAUUGGAAUCAUACUCUUCAUCACUGAUAUGAGUGUCACCAACCUGUCUGUCUACCCCGACUACUAUCCUUACAGGGAGGUGGCCCCUGGAAUGGCUAUUUCUGGCGUGCUAUUCAUCUUCUGCCUCCUGGAGUUCUGCAUUGCGUGCACAUCUGCCCACUUUGGCUGCCAACUGGUCUGCUAUUCACCCAACAGUGUGGACGUGGUAUACCCAAAUGUCUAUGUGGCAAACUCCAUGGUCAUCCCAGAACCAGCAAACCUGCCACCACCGAUGUACUCCAGUGAGGUCCAGGGCUCCAGAUAAGCACAGCCAAAGGUUCUAGAAGCAUCUUUCACUGGGAUCAACAGAAGACCAUCCUUUUCUGGGCUUCUGAAACUCAGCUUCUUUUUUCCCUGAUAAUUUAAGGGCAAUGUCUCUCCAACUGCAUGCAUCCUGACUUCAUUCAAUUCAGCCUGAACAUUCGUGCUGUUCCUUUAUUAACUCUUUCGCUGUGUUCAUUGAUUUCAAGGUUUUUUCCAAAAUGUGUCAGAAAUCCACAAAAAAAACAAAAAGUUGUUAUUUUGACUGUUAUGCACUUAAUAAUAACAAUUUGAGCUGCUUUGUAUAUAAAUGACAUUAUUUUUAUGUAUAAAAAUUUCCUAUUGCUAUUCAUUAUUGAAAAACGCAAAAAUAUAGAAAAAUGUACAUCUGUUUUCCUAAACUUCCUUUCUGGAAGUUUCCAUCCACAGUCAGCAGAUGGAAAUAAUUAUUCAGAUAUAUCCGACCAUCGCAGCAAAAGGAGGCAGGGAUUUAAAGUGGAUUUUAACAAAGAGGUCCUUCCUAAGGCAUCUACCUGUGGGGUCUUUGUGUGCACAUAUUCAUGUGCUUACCUGUGUGAGCUUGUGUGUUAGAGGAACAGAUGUCUAGACCACCCAAGCUUCAUUGUUUCAAUCAUUCACUCAUUGAAUAAAUAUGCACAGAGCAUUUGAUAUGUUCAAGCUUCUAUACAUGGCAGGAGGAGGGUGAACACACAAAACCCGUGACUUCAAGGCACUUCUCACCUCACAGAGAGGACGACGUGCAGGCAGUUUCCUCUAACACAAAGCUGAAUGUGGGGAUACACAGAGAAGGAUAUGCUCUAUUCUGGCAGUGAUGGGGAAAGCAGAGAACAAGCCUGGUUAAGGAAGCAACUUUUGAGGGGGUCAUUAAAGGAGAGAGCAUUUUGUUGUUUUUUUAAUGCAAUAAGAAACCACACUGUUGGGAAGACCUGUGGAAAGAGUGAGCCAUCCAAUAAAAUGAUCAGUUCUUUUGUAUCUUUUAUAUACUCUUACCACUGAUGCAAUAGUUCUUGUGAAUAAACAUUGUCUUAAGAUAACUUCCAAACUUAUGAGGCUAGUAUAUCUUUCUUUAUAAAAGGUUGGGGACUAAUUCAAAGAGAAAUGGCUAAGUCUCUAACUUCUAGAUUUACACACAUUAAUUUUAAUAUUGUUAUCCAUGAUGGCCAAUUGGCUUCCAAAAAGUUACAUGGCUACAGAUUAUAGCAAUAAUCUUUAAAAUCCAGGUGCCAUCAAAUUUCUCUUUGCUACAGAAGCCUUGCAAUGAUUUGUUGUUGUUGCUGACCACAGAACAUGAUUUUACUCUUGUAAAUAUUUUUCAGCUCUGA
Messenger RNA from Rhinolophus ferrumequinum (greater horseshoe bat), 2286 nucleotides. Its product is annotated as membrane-spanning 4-domains subfamily A member 8. The record is from RefSeq and is a predicted model, not a curated record. Gene Ontology annotation, cellular component: plasma membrane. Lineage: Eukaryota; Metazoa; Chordata; Mammalia; Chiroptera; Rhinolophidae. Gene Ontology annotation, biological process: cell surface receptor signaling pathway. The coding region runs from base 192 to 947 and encodes 251 amino acids. The transcript has 7 exons.